Messenger RNA from Rhopilema esculentum, 635 nucleotides. RefSeq names its product U6 snRNA-associated Sm-like protein LSm3. The record is from RefSeq and is a predicted model, not a curated record. Gene Ontology annotation, biological process: mRNA splicing, via spliceosome. Gene Ontology annotation, molecular function: RNA binding. Lineage: Eukaryota; Metazoa; Cnidaria; Scyphozoa; Rhizostomeae; Rhizostomatidae.
UCUCGAUUUCAGCCCGUCACUAGAAGCACGUUUAAAAUGGCGGCCGAAGAAGGAGAUACACAGCAAGCAAAUACUGUGGAAGAGCCACUAGAUUUAAUUCGACUUAGCCUUGAUGAAAAGAUUUAUGUCAAAAUGAGAAAUGACAGAGAGCUUAGGGGCAGAUUGCAUGCUUAUGACCAACAUUUAAAUAUGAUUCUUGGAGAUGUAGAAGAAUGCAUAACAACUGUUGAAAUAGAUGAAGAAACAUGCGAAGAAAUAUUCAAGCAAAGCAAGCGUACAUUACCAAUGCUCUUUGUGAGAGGUGAUGGGGUCAUCCUGAUUUCUCCGCCACUGAAGGUUGGAUACUAGAUUCUAUUUUGACAUAUCCUAUUCAUCCAGCAGAGGAUCUUGCGUUACAGGUAGUGAUAAAGUUGCAAAUGCAGUGACAAACUUGCUGUCUAAGCAGAACCUGUAAAUGUGUCAUUUGCCUGGAACAUCUCUUUGUAUUUAACGCUUAAACAAAUUUGUGUUUUUAGAAGAAAUGUAUUAGAGUCAUGUGUCAAUGUCAACUAAUGUGUAAUUGUAUGACAUGUAAUUUUGUUGUCAAUAUUCUAUGUCAACUGUAAUUCUAUUACAUUUUCUAUCACUCAAAUGAG